CAGUGCGGAAGUGCAGCACGUGCGAGUUCCUAGCAUGAUGAAGAGCAUCAUCCCCUGCAAGCUGACUUGGGUCACACUGGACAGCCCCCUGGGGAGGAUAAAAGUCAGUGGAUGUGAAGAGGGCGUCCAUGACAUCAGCAUCCAGGCGGACACAAGGCUCACCGAAGGGACCAAAACGGGCUCCUCUGACUGCACAGUACAGGAGGGCCAGGAGGCGCUAUCUGGCCAGCUCCAGGUCUGUACAGACUGGCUGCGAGCCUAUUUCCGUGAGCCACAGGUGGCGGAGAAACUGCCCAUGCCAUGCUUUCACCACCCUGUCUUUCAGGAAGAGUCAUUCACCAGCCGAGUGCUCCAUGUUUUGCAAAGGGACAUCAGGCUGGGAGAGACGGUCUCCUACAAACGUCUCGCCGAGAUGUCCGGAAACAUUAAUGCUGUCAGAGCGGUAGGCGGGGCUAUGAGGAGGAACCCAGUUCCUCUGCUCAUUCCGUGCCACCGAGUGAUCGCCAGCAAUGGUCAAAUUGGAAAUUACAUGGGCGGUCAAGGUAACCACUUGAAACAGUGGCUGCUGGCCCAUGAGAAGGCCAACAUGUAAAAGAUAAAAUGUGGUCUGAUUUCUCCCCACAUCCUUCCUGGCUUCUGUCUCUUCAGCACAAGUUAUCACAGUUUGCGAUAUUAAUGUUUUCUUUUUUUUUGUUUGGUAAUUAUUUCAGUGUUAUACUAAAUAGUGUAUGUUUUUAAUUUUAAUCUUGGGAGUCUUAAAAGUUCUGUUUUUCCCCAAAGUUCCGAAAAUCUUCUACUACUUUUAAUGUCGUUCGAAUAAUGUUUGUUUGGGAAAUGGGGCCUGUUUUUUCUUCUUUUCUUUUUUUGUGUUUUUUCUGUGGAACCUAUUAAGUUAUGACACAAUUUGCAGAAACAAGUCCAGCUUGAUUGAUGUGAGCCAGGUGAGACAAGCAUUUUGAUGUAUUUUCACUUUUCCACUGAUUCUUGUUAUUCAAGCCUUCUGGGACCUAAUGUGAUUAUUUACAAUAUUGCACUAUGUUUGCUGUUUGCAUGUACUUUUGAUUUAAAAAAUAAAUAAAUAAAUAAAACUGC
Messenger RNA from Scleropages formosus (Asian bonytongue), 1092 nucleotides. RefSeq names its product methylated-DNA--protein-cysteine methyltransferase. Gene Ontology annotation, molecular function: methylated-DNA-[protein]-cysteine S-methyltransferase activity. Bases 35 to 592 code for a protein of 185 amino acids. Gene Ontology annotation, biological process: DNA repair. Lineage: Eukaryota; Metazoa; Chordata; Actinopteri; Osteoglossiformes; Osteoglossidae. The transcript has 5 exons. The record is from RefSeq and is a predicted model, not a curated record. Gene Ontology annotation, cellular component: nucleoplasm.